AGAUCAGUUCAUUGUAGGCUUAGAGCUUACCGAGUAAACAACGCUAGAACUGGGAACGCUAAUUAAUUAAAAAUUAUCUUGUAUCGCAGUGCACUUAAAGUAAUUAUGAAAAUGAUUAAUUGGAAACGAUUAAAUAUUAACAUAAUAUUUUUAAUUGGAAUAAUUCUAACCAUAUGCAGUGGAAUAAAUGCUGAUUACGAUUAUGGCGCCUGUACAACGCCUAAUAAUGAAUCUGGUCUCUGCAUACACAUUGACGAUUGUGAAUAUUUAUGGAAUAUGCUUUUAAAUCCAGUAAAUCGACAAGAAUCGUUUUUGGCCAAAAGUCAAUGUGGCUAUGACAAUACAGCUACUACACCCGCACAUAGAAUUUUGGUCUGUUGCGCGGAUAAAUAUUGCAAUAAGCCAAAACCAGAGGCAAAUAAUGUACCAAAACCAGGAAAUGUACUACCAGAAGCUGGUAAAUGUGGCAUAUCGUUAGAAAAUCGUAUUUUGGGUGGUCAGAAUACAUCACUCUUUGAAUUUCCAUGGAUGGCACUUAUUCAGUACAAGAAACCUAACAAUGUGUACGAAUUCCAUUGCGGUGGUAGUCUUAUAAAUUCACGUUACGUACUAACGGCUGCGCAUUGUGUGAGAAACGAAAAAACUCCGGGUACUUGGGAAGUUAACAAAGUACGAUUGGGUGAAUGGAAUACAACAUCAGAUCCUGAUUGUGUAGUAGAUAUAAAUGGACAUAAGGAGUGUGCAUUGCCACAUGUUGACGUAGAAGUUGAGGAGACUAUAGUGCAUGAGAAUUAUAUGUGGUCAUCACGUGAUCAAUAUAAUGACAUUGCAUUAAUACGUUUAAAGGAACCUGUUCAAUAUACUGGUUUUGUAGAACCAAUUUGUUUACCUAUUUCUUCAGAAUUGCGUUCUAGUAGUUUCAAAGAUCAGCUAUUAGAUGUAGCUGGCUGGGGUGUAACUGAGAAACCUGUUGCCAGUGAUGUUAAGCUCAAAAUAAACGUCACCACUUGGCAGAUACCAACGUGUCAGGAAAAAUAUAAAACAUUCCAAAUUACACUAGACGAAAAUAAACAAUUAUGCGCUGGUGGUAGACAAGGAAUUGACACUUGUAACGGUGACAGUGGCGGUCCUUUAACAAUCCGCACAAGAGCUGGUAAUAAGGAUGUAUAUUUUGCAGCCGGUAUUGUUUCAUAUGGACCUAAACCCUGUGGUAUUAAAAACUGGCCUGGCAUGUAUACACGUGUUGGAGCAUAUGUUGAUUGGAUCAUUAGUAACUUGAAACCAUAAUCAUAUAUAUGUAUAUACAUAAUAAAGUAAUGUAUAUAUAUAUAUAUUCAUAUAUAUGAAUGUGAUUUAUAACGAUUUUAUGCCAAACUGAGAAUAUAAUUUUGAUUAUAAAAUUAUAAAUAUUUUUAUAAAUAAUCCUUUGCAAUAUAAUUAUUUAUUUCUUAC
Molecule: messenger RNA, 1452 nt
Organism: Teleopsis dalmanni
Lineage: Eukaryota; Metazoa; Arthropoda; Insecta; Diptera; Diopsidae
Product: spaetzle-processing enzyme-like
Exons: 4
Coding region: 106-1287 (393 amino acids)
Biological process (GO): proteolysis
Molecular function (GO): serine-type endopeptidase activity
Source: RefSeq, a predicted model, not a curated record